Fraxinus pennsylvanica is the source of this 444-nucleotide messenger RNA. Lineage: Eukaryota; Viridiplantae; Streptophyta; Magnoliopsida; Lamiales; Oleaceae. The record is from the annotation of a GenBank genome assembly.
AUGCAGCCAAGGCCUUGGAAUCAAAUCAGUCAAAAUAUUUCUGCUUGCUUUAACAACUUGAUGAUUUGCAACUGGUUAGCUUCAGGUUCGAUGGAGGAAUUCUUGGCAGUGGAUGCAGCUAAGAAUGCUGGGCAGAUUAUUCGUUCUGGGUUCUACAACUACAAGACCAAGAAUGUGGAGCACAAAGGACUGGAAAUGAAAAUCGAUCCAAAGAUAAGGCAUUGUCAGAGGUUAUAUCGAGUGCACUCCAUAAGAAUAAGGGUGAAACUGGGAGGACAGGGGAAGGGAAGCCAAUGGGAAAGCAAAGGAUCAGGCAUGGUGGAUAAAUUCAAAGAUGCUGUUGGGUCUUGGCUUGGCAAAAGUUCUGGAAUGCAAACUGCUAAGGAUUCACUUGGCCAAUCCCAUGGUAACGAUUUGGGUUCGGCAAAUAAUGUCGAUGGGUAA